AUGGAUAUCAAAAAUUGGCUUCGCCAAAGUACCGAAACAAAGCUGAAGGACAGUGAUGAGCAGCAGCAUCAAACCACUGAGGCCGCUGCCAAGCCCAGCAGCGGUGAUGCUGCCGAGCCCGGCAGCGGUGAUGCUGCCGAGCUCCAGCUAGCUCCGUGUGCAGAGCCUGCCACCUCUUCCACCAGCAGCACCAGGAUAAUGGUUCCACAGUCCCCUCCACCUCCGACGGUUCCUGACGAUCUUGGAACAGAGGAGCCAGCCAAGUCCGCCAGCAUUCCCCCAACAGUCCCCCAGCAGUCCCCCAACAGUCCCCCAGCAGUCCCCCAACAGUCCCCCAACAGUCCCCCAGCAGUCCCCCAACAGUCCGCCAGCAUUCCCCCAAAACUCCCCCAACAGUCCCCCAGCAGUCCCCCAACAGCCCGCCAGCAGUCCCCCAACAGUCCCCCAGCAGUCCCCCAACAAUCCACCAGCAGUCCCUCGGCAGUCCCCCGGCAGUCCCCUGGCAGUCCCCCAGCUGUCCCACAACAGUCCCUCAACAGUCCCCCAGCAGUCCCCCAGCAGUCCUUCGGCAGUCCCCCAGCUGUCCCACAACAGUCCCCCAACAGUCCCCCAACAGUCCCCCAGCAGUCCCCCAACAGUCCCCCAGCAGUCCCCCAGAGCCCUACUCCAAGCUUCCCUGGUGUGGACAAGGAAGCGUCUGAGAUUCUAAGAUGGAAUGUCAAUAUGGGCCUGUUACCUGGCGGACCAUACAUGGGGGUCUCGGCGGACAUCGAAUGGGUCAGUUCUCUGGGCUCGGAGGGGGAGGAUGGUGAUGAGGUGGGUCUGUGGAGCCCGGAACCCCAGGACUAUCAGGGCAGCCUGGACAAGACCAGUCUGACCCCCAGCGAGGGUGAGGGAGACGGGGAAGGGACUGAGCCAGGAGGUACCCCCAGCCCCAGGGGCCAGUCAACCCGGCCCCAAAGCCCCAUCCCGAGGGAGGGCCACUGGGCAGAGGGGGAAGAGGAGGUACCUGAGAGUGGGAUAACUAUGGACAGGAAGCAGGAAUCUCUCAUGACCUACAGUCAGAGGUCAGACAGCAGGGCCUUGGAGGACUUGGCCAACUAUGACUUCCUGGUUCAGUUGAGAAAGGCAUCCUCCCACCAACCUGCCUCACACCACUACCAGCACCACAACCACCUGCCCCCCAACGGCAGAAGCCCUGCCCCAGCCAUGUAUCACACUGGCAGCCUGCGCCUCCGUGAUGACCUCCCUCCCGUCUGGUCUCUUGGGGCUCAGCGCUCACCUGAGAGACCAGACGGUGACCCUUUAAGUCCAGAUGCUCUCAGGAACCUACAGGCUUGUCCGUUCUGCCAGCAUACCUUCCACCGCGGAGGGUCCCUACGCGAGCACAUCAGGUUUUGCCACGAGCGGGACGGCGGGCACUAUAGAGCUCAGAUGGAACGACACAUGGGACUGCACAGUCAGCACAUUGACCAUGGUGCGGAGAGCAGGAAGUUCAAGUGUUUUCAGUGUGGGAAAUCCUUCAAGUACAAACACCACCUCAAAGAGCACCUCCGCAUCCACAGUGGUGAGAAACCGUAUGAAUGUUCCAACUGCAAGAAGCGCUUCUCUCACUCUGGCUCCUACAGCUCACACCUCAGCAGUAAGAAGUAUAGCCAGGGGACCUACCAGUCCUCCCCUGCAUCACCCUCAGCAGGAAGCGGUAGGAACAGCAGUGGAAAGGGCUCUCCCUACCUUCCUCACACCCAGAAGCGUCAUUCACCAAUGGGCUUAGAGAGGGAGCUGUACCCCCCUGGGGACCAGAGCAGGGGGAUCCUCCAGGGCCGGGAGCUCGGCAGGCUGUGGGACCCCCCAGCGGAGUUCUCCCUCCGGGACAACGUGUUCAAGGGCACCAACCUGCUGCCGUACCUCCAUGCCACCGCCGGGGGCAAGUUUGAGCAGAUGCUGCAGGAGAUGUUUGACAGGGAGGCGGGAGAUGUAGGCUCACCCAGGGAGGAGGGGAGACUGGGGAUUCACAACGGAGGACGAGACAGGAAGGCAGAUGAUCCAAAACCGCUGAAACGCAACCGAACCGGCUCGGGUGAGGGGUACAGGGGUGGGGUGACAUGUCACUGGUGCUCCCAGCUCUUCCCCAGCCCUGCCGUGUUACUGCAGCAUGAGCGCUACCUCUGUAAGAUUAACCGGCAGGCCAUGGAGGUGCCUGAAGGUCCUCGCAGCAAAGACCACCUCUCUCCCCUCUACUUCUCCUCCAGAACUCCUCUCCAGCCACCCCCACCAGACAACAACAAUAAAACCCCAGCAAUGGCUAACGGUUUCUCCAAAGACAAGUCUCCUCUCCAGAGACCCUGCUGGCACUCUGUCCCUCAGGAGCUGCUGGUCGCCAUGCACUCCCCCCUACAGCCCCGCCCAGACUCACUAUCCAUGAGAUCCUAUUGGUCUAGCCAGGAGAGUGGCGGCAGCCCCGGCCAACCAGCUCCAACUAGCCCUGCUACAGACAUGUCCUCACUGCUACCAAUAGGACCAUUCCCCUCUUCAGAGAUCGACUCGCCCCUCUGCCUGGACCUAUCCAACACCACUCUCACCCCCCCUUGGAGUCGAACCAUCCCCCAAGGAAGGACCGCAGGGUCGGGUAGCUCCCAGAAUGACCAACCCCUGGAUCUCUCCCUACCCAAGCCCCAGGAGGGGAAAGCCCUGGAGGACAGCAUGCCCAGUAAUGGACACCCUCGUCCAGGAGAAAAGAGAGAGAAGACCUACAGAGAGCCAGCAGAGAACCAACAGCUCCACCGGAGGCUGAGUCUCAGUCCACCUUGGCAACAGCAGCAUCAAGCCGGCUACAGUGGCGUUCCGAUGUUUGAGGGCUCCAUCUACAGUGAAUACCCUCUGUUUAACCCCAUGAUGCCCGCUGGGCUAGCUGGCUCAGGACAUGACGUGGUCCCCUCCCUGCCCCUCAGUCACCCAGCCAGCAGCCAGCGAUUCCUCUCCCCUAUGGUCUACAUGAUGGAGUCAGACACAGAUGCCGUGCUGAAGAGGAUCCAUCAGGAGAGACAAGCCUUCAUGGGUGAGGUGAUGGGUUGCGGGGGUCUGGACUACCUCUCGCUGAUGGAGGAAGGAGGAGAGGGAGAAGGGGGACCAGGGAGGAAGAGACUGAAGAAGACAGACGAAGGCCUGUACGCCUGCGACGUCUGUGACAAGACCUUCCAGAAGAGCAGCUCUCUGCUCCGACACAAGUAUGAGCACACAGGUAAACGUCCCCACGAGUGCCAGAUCUGCAGGAAGGCCUUCAAACAUAAGCACCAUCUGAUGGAACACAGUCGCCUGCACUCUGGAGAGAAGCCCUAUGAGUGUGAUAAGUGUGGCAAGAGGUUCUCCCACUCUGGCUCCUACUCCCAACACAUGAACCAUCGAUACGCCUACUGUAGCAGGGACCAGGAACAGAAAGGGGUCGAGGAGCCUCCUCUUACCCCAGGAGGGUCCACCGAUCUGGGCCAUGUUUCCGGGGGCACCCCCUUCUCCAUGGAGUACACCCCAAUGUUUCUCAGUGAUGCCAGUCUGGACGGGGGGAUAGGAGGGAGAGCACAUGAAGAGGAGGAGGAGGGAGAGGAGGACGAGACAGACAAGACUAAAGGUGGCCAUAUGAAGGAGGCGUGUACUUUAUCGGGGUCUGGGUCUGGUGACGGGUUAGGGUUGGAGCUGUGCUCUAGCCCUGUGGGGAAUGAGAGAGACAGACAGCAUGUCGACAGAGACAAUGGAGAAGGAGAGAAUUCUGGUCUAGAGACUUACAGACUUGAAAACAACAAUGACUGGGACAGAGAUGCGUUGGAACAAAACGGAGACAAGAACACAGACACAUACGAGCUGAGCCCAGAAGCUCCACUGUCACAAUGACAACAGCGGACAAGUAUGCCGAAGACAAUGCAUCUAGCUACAAACAUUUAACAUUUUAGUCAUUUACUAGACACUCUUAUCCAGAUUGACUUACAGUUAGUGUAUUAAUCUUCAGAUAGCUAGGUGAGACAACAACACAUCACAUAUCAUAUCAGGUAGAUUUUCUCCUCAAUAAAGUAACGAUCAGCAGAGUCACUGCUAAUGGGGAAAAGA
This is a messenger RNA of Salvelinus fontinalis (brook trout), 4098 nucleotides long. Its product is annotated as zinc finger E-box-binding homeobox 2-like. The coding region runs from base 1 to 3885 and encodes 1294 amino acids. Lineage: Eukaryota; Metazoa; Chordata; Actinopteri; Salmoniformes; Salmonidae. Gene Ontology annotation, biological process: anatomical structure development; regulation of transcription by RNA polymerase II. The transcript has 12 exons. Gene Ontology annotation, molecular function: RNA polymerase II cis-regulatory region sequence-specific DNA binding; DNA-binding transcription factor activity, RNA polymerase II-specific. The record is from RefSeq and is a predicted model, not a curated record.